GCAAUUGCGGCGUGACGUUAGCCACAACGUCACCCUAAUGUUUUGAUGAUAAAAAUGUUAUCUAAUUUGGCAAUGUGAAAAAAUCGUCUCCGUGCAGUAAUUUUCCGAAAUAAUGCGGAAAGUGUUUAAUUUGGUUGUGACACAAGCCCACUGAACUCCGAAACUCGAAAAUGUUAAGCCAGGAAGGGCGAAUUUCGCUCAAGAGCUUCACCGGAUCAGCCUUUGCGUUUUUCGUGAUUUGCAUGUUUAAUUGCUAUUAUGGAAUCACCAACCUGGUUGCAAACGCACUCAUUGUUUUUCUUUACUCGGUUAAUGUUUACUUUUUCCUACGGUUUGUGUAUAGUCCGUACGCUUUCGCAAUUGCUGUUCGUGCCGCCUUUCUGGGGCUCGUGUUGUCUUUAGGAGUGUAUGUGAAGCUAGUCGCGCCCCCGAAUGUUCAGAUUUUCGGGGGCUACAUGUCGGUUAUGGCGGUGUUUCAUUAUAGCGAGUUUUUGGCCAUUGCGAUUGUGCAGCCGAAGCAAGUUUCGACUGAUUCGUUUGUGAUAAAUCAUAGUCCGCAAUAUACGGUUGCUGCUAUGACGUCGUGGGUGGAGUUUUUCAUCGAAACGUAUUUUUUCCCAGGCCUUAAGGAGCAGACCUGGCUCUCCAAUAUAGGCCUUCUUGUUUGUAUUUUGGGUGACUUGUUAAGAAAAACGGCGAUUUUGACAGCUGGUUCCAAUUUCAAUCACCUGGUGCAGUGUGAGAAAUCCAAUGAUCACGUUUUGGUUACCCAUGGUGUGUAUGGUUGGUUCCGUCACCCCAGCUACGUGGGAUGGUUUUAUUGGUCCAUUGGGACCCAAAUAAUACUCGUAAACCCAAUUUGCAUUCCAGCAUAUACCAUUGCCAGUUGGAUGUUUUUCAAAGAACGAAUUUAUAUUGAAGAAAGUAUGCUGUUGAGCUUUUUUGGCCAAAAUUACUGUGAUUAUCAGCAACAAGUUGGAACUGGAAUUCCUUUUAUUGAAGGGUAUAAAAUAUAGUUGCAAUGAACAAUGAAUACGUGUAAAUGUACAACUUUCUUUAAACCAAUCUGAGACAAUUUUCAAAACAAAUAAUAUAUUUCUAGGCUCCAAAGCACCGUAUCACUAUAAAAGUAUUUUGUUGGCGCCUUUCUACUUAAAUGGUUUUAUUAACUUUUUAUAUAACUUAUGUGUUCUAUUGACUAAUUGUACAAUAAAGAUAUAUAUUUUA
This is a messenger RNA of Zophobas morio, 1227 nucleotides long. It is a transcript of the gene ste14, whose product is annotated as protein-S-isoprenylcysteine O-methyltransferase. Gene Ontology annotation, biological process: C-terminal protein methylation. Gene Ontology annotation, molecular function: protein C-terminal S-isoprenylcysteine carboxyl O-methyltransferase activity. The record is from RefSeq and is a predicted model, not a curated record. The transcript has 4 exons. Lineage: Eukaryota; Metazoa; Arthropoda; Insecta; Coleoptera; Tenebrionidae. Bases 171 to 1016 code for a protein of 281 amino acids. Gene Ontology annotation, cellular component: membrane; endoplasmic reticulum.